GACAGACACUCUCCCAAUCCUCCACACAGCCUGAUCUGGGCUGAUUUCACCCCCUGCACAGGAUUUCCCAUUCCCAAACCUGACCUGAUCGCCCGGCUGGAACGAGGGGAAGAGCCGUGGAUCCCUGAUCUCCAGACCUGCAAGGAAAAAGAGAUACCAAGAGGCACCCAAACAGCAGGUGAUGAGAGAGUGAGUGAGAAGGAGGAGGGGAAUUGUGAGGAUGUUCCUGGGGAAGUGGAACCACAGGGGACCUUUGAGGGAAGAGCUGAAGGGAAUUUAUCCCAGUGCUUGGAAGAGGGAGAAGCCUGGGGAAAUUGGCACAGGUCAGAGAGGCUGCUGGAAAACCACCCAGAGAAGAAAAUGAAUGAAACUAUUAUAUAUGGGGGUGGAGACAAGGAUCCCACAGCCCAGCAGACAAAUCCCCAGGAAGAGAAACCCUAUCACUGCCUCCAGGGUGGGGAACAAUUCAUUCUGAGAUCACAGCUCGUUACACAUCAAAGAGUCCAUACUGGAGAGAAACCCCAUAAGUGCCUGGACUGUGGGAAAAGUUUUAGUCGUAGCUCACACCUCAUUGGACAUUGGAGGACCCACACAGGGGAGAGACCCUAUAAAUGCCUCAAUUGUGGGAAGAGUUUCACUGAGAGCUCACACCUUAUUAGACAUCAGAGGAUUCACACUGGAGAUAAACCUCAUCAGUGCCUGCACUGUGGGAAAAGUUUCAUUCAGAAAACAGACCUUCUGUCACAUCAGACAAUCCACACAGGAGAGAAGCCCUAUAAAUGCUUGGACUGUGGGAAAAGCUUCAAUAACCGCUCAAACCUUACUAAGCAUCGGCAAAUCCACACAAGAGAGAGGCCCUAUAAAUGCCUGGACUGUGGGGAAAGUUUCAGCCAGAAAUCAGACCUUACUGAACACUGGCGAAUCCAGAGGGGAGAAAGACCCUAUAAAUGCCUCGAUUGUGGGAAAAGUUUCACACAGAGAUCAGGCCUUGUUACACACCAGAGAAUCCACACAGGAGAGAAACCCUAUAAGUGCUUGGACUGUGGGAAAAGUUUCACACACAGAUCGGCCCGUAAUAGACAUCAGACAAUCCACACAGGAGAGAGACCCCAUAAGUGCUUGGAGUGUGGGAACAAUUUCACACGGAGAUCAGCCCUUAUUACACAUCAGGCAACCCACACAGGCGAGAGACCCCAUAAGUGCUUGGACUGUGGGAAAAGUUUCCCACACAGAUCAUCCCUUGUUAGACACCAGGCGAGCCACACGGGAGAAAGACCCUAUAAAUGCCUUGACUGUGGGAAAAGUUUCAUGCACAGAUCAAACCUCAUCUUACAUCAGAGAAUUCACACGGGCUACAAACCUCAUGAAUGCCUUGCUUGUGGGAAAAGCUUCAGUAAGAGCUCAAACCUCACGAAACAUCGGAAAACCCACAAGGGUGAGAGCAACCCUAUGAAUAGCUUGACUGCGGGAAAAGAUUCAAUCCAAGCUCACACUUCAGUGAUACAGACAACAGUGGGACCUUGAAUGUGGGGGCAGCUUCGUUUGGUGCUUCCAUGAUAUCAGGCAUCCGCAAAUCCACAAAGGGAAGAAAACUCUGAGAUGUUCUCAGUGUGGAAAAUGCUCCAGAGCAGGGAAAUUCAAUCAGGGCCCUGACUGGGGCUGGCCAUGGUAACAAACUCAUUUCCUCGUUCUCACACACAUUAGGGGCAUUUGGCUUCCAAGGAUCCAGCUGCCCAUCGCUGGGGCCGGGUCUAGCAGCAGCUGGUCAGUGACCCUCUGGCUCUGCCUGGUCUAAGCAAACCCCAGGCAGAGGAGAAGAAGCCCCGAUCAGCCCCUCCUCCCUGCUGCAGCCCUGGCAGCUGAGCAGAUAAGCCAAAGAUGGGGGAAGG
Molecule: messenger RNA, 1889 nt
Organism: Chelonoidis abingdonii (Abingdon island giant tortoise)
Lineage: Eukaryota; Metazoa; Chordata; Testudines; Testudinidae
Source: RefSeq, a predicted model, not a curated record